AUGUCAGACGACAAGCUCGAUGUCAGUAGUGACGCUAAAGACGAAGUGAACGAAGUGAACGAGUUAGGCCCUUCAGCUACAAGUCUUGCGUCCGGCGACAGUCAAGGUAUCGAGACACUCCAGAAAUUACUAGCAGAAAAACAUGGCGUGCAGGAAAGACGCCUGCAGUGGAAAAUCGAUGUGUGCGUUGUGCCAGCGCUUAUCCUGCUGUAUUUCGCAGCGUUCCUGGACCGCAUCAACAUCUCAAACGCAAAACUGUACGGAAUAGAAGAUGAUUUGGGGCUUCAAGGAAACCAGUUCAACAUCGCGCUUACGGUUUUCUUCGUGCCGUACGUCUUUUUCGAGCUUAUUGCCAACUACCUUGCCAAGAUUUUUAAACCACAUUGGUGCUUUUCUGUGAGCAUGUUCAUGUUCGGCUGCGCUACGAUUGGCUGUGGGUUCGUUAAGAGUUUUGGCGGACUCGUCACAGCGCGAAUUUUUCUCGGUGUCGCUGAGUCGGCCACUUUCGGUCUCAUUUUCUACAUCUUAUCAUCCUAUUACACUCCACGCCAGGCUCAAAAGCGCUUUUCAUUUUUCUUCAGUUCCACUACUUUGGCUGGCGCUGCGGGUGGUUCCAUUGCAUAUCAAAUCUAUAACGGUAUUGGGAACAAGCAUCUUGCCAACUGGAGAUGGAUUUUUAUUAUCGAGGGUGCGGUAACCGUUUUCAUCGCAUUCCUUCUCUUCUUUAUCACCCCAGAUUUUCCCGAGACUGCCAAGUUUUUGAAGCCCAACGAGAGGUUGUACUUGAAGGAGAAACUUCAGUUGUACUCGAAAGUAGAGUCCGGUUUCGAAAUUGAAUUCACCUGGCGCGAUUACCUACCACUAUUCAAGGACCCCAUUUUUUAUGCUAAUGCCCUGGCGUACCUGGGCCUGGUAGUGCCCAGUUAUGGGUAUGCAUAUUUUGCCACUACCAUUAUAAAGCUUCUUGGCUAUUCAGCCGUAAGUGCUCAACAGCAUUCUGUUUACCCUUGGCUAGCCGCAUUUGGAUACAUUAAUGUUGUCGCAUUUUUGUCUGAUUAUUUACAGAAUCGCUGGUGCUUUGUUUUGUCCUCAAGUUUGAUAGCUGUUACGGGUCUGUCAAUGAUUUUGGGAUCAAAUGAUCCUAACGUUAGGUAUGGUGGGUGUUUCGUCACUUCCAUUGGGCUAUACAGUGCCAUGCCAGGGCUGAUAUGUUCGACAUCUCUGAAUUUGGGCGGCCAUCUGAGGAAGUCAUUUGGUACCGGUUUUCAAAUUGGAUUCGGCAACAUUGGCGGCAUUAUUGCCACAUUUUUGUUUCUUCAGAAAGAUGCUCCUCAUUACCGCCAUGGGCUCGGCACUUCUAUCGGAUUUGUGGCGCUUUCCAUUGCUUGCCAAUUGUUUAUCGUGCUCUAUCUGAAACGUUUGAAUAUCAAAAAGACCAAAACUGAGUACAUUAGCAAAUUUGAGGAUCUGUCGCACCGCGAGCGCAUUCUCAAAGGUGACCGAGCUCCUGAUUUCAGAUAUUUGUUGUAA
Messenger RNA from Lachancea nothofagi CBS 11611, 1530 nucleotides. The record is from the annotation of a GenBank genome assembly. NCBI's taxonomy places the organism in Eukaryota, Fungi, Ascomycota, Saccharomycetes, Saccharomycetales, Saccharomycetaceae.